AUGUCCGAGUCAGUCGAAUUACAAUUGACCUACGCAGGUGAAACACACUGUACAAUGCUUGCACUGUAUGCAACAAACGAUUCGAAAACCGAUCAAGUCUUGAAUUACGACGUUGUAGUCGCAAAAGUCCAUGAAUUGUUUCCACACGUUUCGAGUCCAUGGACGCUCGUCUACCGCGAUGAAGAGGGCGAUAUUAUUACCUUGACACACGCUCUUGAAUUUGACGAGGCUUGUCGUGUAUUGUUAUUAACUCCAAGUCCUCGUACCAAGGAGAAUCAAGUGCAGAGUCUGCACUUUUACAUUCUAUCACGUGUAUCAUUUCGUGAGAAAAUUUUUGUACCCGUGCUACUAAAAGUCGUGGAACUUGCUGGAGUUGCACGCGAUGCGACUGCGACAUUGCGUAACUGCGAGUUACUGGGAAAAGGUUGUCAGUCGAUUGUACGGCUUGCGGAAGGUGCGAUGACACAAGCUGGAGUCGCAAUGAAUCACAUUCGCAACAGUGAAGUUGUGGGACGAGGACGUGAAUCCUUGGGCUACUCUGCAACUUUAUUCUUUUCUGCUCGUACUGGUGUCAGUACACGUCUACGACGAGCCAGUUCAGCCGUUGCAGCUGGAAUUGAACGUCGUCGAUCAUCGAGUGGAUUAAGUGACGAUCGAGAUUUUCGACCACCAACGGACGCAAUAAAAUCUUCAUCCCGAGCGGUCUCUUUGUCAUCGCCAUCAUCGGAAGUGGCGGUGACGAUUGAUUUGCGACAAUCGGUAUCAUCCAUGACAUCCGAGACACCAUUGGUGCAAUCACCAAGAGACGUUGAAGCGAGUGGGAACGAGGAAGGACUGGCUCCUGCUCGAGUUUCAAUAGACGAAGCUGAGCAACAAGUGCCAGAGACGGCAUAUGAAUCUGACGCAGACACUUUAUGUGACGACGAUGAUGACCGUGAAUGGGACAUUGUUGACAAUUCUGGAUCCACUGCGACUAAUGAAGAGAAUGCUGAGACGACGAGCGAGUGGGUUAGUGAACUUGCUGUCCUGCGAGGAAUCCUUGUACACUUGGACGAAGGUGUCUGCUGUGACUUGCUGAGCCAAUAUAAUGGCAACGUUGAGGCUGUUUUGGUGGAACUGACAAACGUGUGA
Molecule: messenger RNA, 1131 nt
Organism: Peronospora belbahrii
Lineage: Eukaryota; Oomycota; Peronosporomycetes; Peronosporales; Peronosporaceae
Source: the annotation of a GenBank genome assembly